AAAUAUAACAACAAUAAUAUGUGGAGAAAAAAAACCAAGGCAUAACUUAAAAAACACUUUUGAUGAUAAAGUGUUUCAAAGGACACCAGAAAUAACAAAAAAAAGUAGACAGAGAGAGAGAGAUGAGAGGUAAAAGGGGCAAGAAAUGGCGAGAGACACUAGAGAGAGAGAGAGAGAGAAAUUCACAUGCAACAGAACACUCAUAUUGCCAAGUACUACUACUACUACUACUAUGACUUCUACUCUGGUUGUUAUUAUCCUAUCCCGGUUACCAAUUCUAACAUGGAUAGAAUGGAGAAACGGAAAUUGGCGGUCAUAUAUAAGACGACAAGAAACAAGAAAAGAAAGAGGAAGAAGAAGAAGAGAAAAAGAAUGAAAGGGGAAACAAACAAACAAACAAACAGACCAACAUUAAAAGGGAAUAGAACAAAUCCCGUUACCAUGGUUAAGCAUCAAAAACAUAUUUUAAUUCACUCACUCAUUCACUCAACCAGUCAGUCAGUCAUUUACUACUUAUUAUUUAUUUGUUUAUUUAUUUAUUCAUUUAUUGAAUUACAGACGACAACCAGAGGGGAUACAGGUAACUUACAAUAGUAAUAGUAAUAAUAAUAAU
Messenger RNA from Trichobilharzia regenti, 613 nucleotides. The record is from the annotation of a GenBank genome assembly. NCBI's taxonomy places the organism in Eukaryota, Metazoa, Platyhelminthes, Trematoda, Strigeidida, Schistosomatidae.